Molecule: messenger RNA, 7943 nt
Organism: Toxoplasma gondii ME49
Lineage: Eukaryota; Apicomplexa; Conoidasida; Eucoccidiorida; Sarcocystidae
Gene: CRC230
Product: corepressor complex CRC230
Exons: 16
Coding region: 1625-7375 (1916 amino acids)
Molecular function (GO): protein binding
Source: RefSeq, a predicted model, not a curated record
CGCGAUUUCUUCGAGCUUCUCUCCGCGGUGUGUCGCACAGUGGAGCACCAAGCAGCCUCACUCCCCGCCACCCGCUUUUCUCGCGCCUGGCAGACUGGACGCUGCGGUGACGUGCUGGUCCUCGAGAGAGUCAGAGGCAAACACACCGCCGUCCUGUCGCGUUGUACGGGCUCUGGGGUCUUCCUGUUGUAGUCGCGCGUGCCUGGUAGGCGAUCUGUGUAUCUCCUGAGCUAGAUGCGGCAACGGACGAACCGUUCGGCCAACCCGUUUACUUUGCCAGAGACAUUUCCAACACUUUCGGAGGCAGACCUUUCUCCGGUUCCACAGCGCCCCUGCUGCUUGCUGCGCGCGCGCCACGUUUCGCCGCUUUGCACCCAUAUAUGUACUAAGCGUUGUGCUGUUACUCCCCCCACUUACUUCUCUUCAGUUGCCUGCUUAAUGCUGGUGGCAGUCGAGAGCGGCGCCGCCAAAUACGAGUUUGCCUGAAUCGCGGGGGAGGAGGGAGCUUCGCCUCCACAAAAUCCACUGACUCUUCGUGUCUGUGCACACCGAAUGUGCUCCUCGGGAUGCGUUUCGUCCGCCGUGCGGCAGUUAACGGAACCUCGGAUCUCCCGCCCGUCUCGUCUUUGCUCCCUUUCAAAAUACCGUCGAGCGACACACCGCCGCUCUCGUCUCGGGUUUUUCUCCCACUUCCGCGCUUCUUUCCCGAUGAGAUACACGUUGUCAACUUGCCUAUUUCCAAUGAGCUGAGUCAAGUCCACAGCACUAUGCAGUUUAGGUGUAUGUACACCUCUCGCAUGCGCCGUACGCCCACCUUUUCGCGGGGUGGCUACCGAUGUGGCACUCAUCCGCCGUUGUGAGUCACUUCCCCCGUUUCUCUGUAGUCUCUCCACGAACAAUUUCCUGACUCUGAGCUCAUCUUACUUGCGUGUCGGUGGCCUUUCUUCUUGCGUACUCUCCCUGGGCCGUCCUCACUGUCGGAUCCUCUCCCGCUUGGCGUUUCGCCCGGAUCCUAGCUGCACCCGUGUUGCCGGCGGCGGCCACAGAGUCGAAUCAUUUUACUUUUUCCGCAUCCUUUUUCGUAAGACCGGCUGACGUUUGGUAGACUUCUCUUACGACUGAUCGUGUCUUCCCCCAUUUCCCCGAACGGGUUCGCUCUUGGCUCUGCGUAGCUGUCGUCGACAGCCGUGCAAAGUGGUGACUCCAUGCUCAGAUCGCUUCCUUCCGCUCUUUGGGCAUCUUUGCGUAUUGCUAAACCCUCACGUUUUCGGGUUCUCUUGUUUUCCCGGCGCGCGGGAGCACGUGUUUUUUUUAUCAGGAAAACCCGUCGAGUAUCGGCAAGUGCCCGCCCGGCGGCUUGUCACCAGAUAACAUUUCCUGUUCUUUUUCGUCCCCUUUCUCCCACUUUUCUCCUGGUGCCUUUUCCCACGUUUCGACCCCUGCCUCAUAUUUUGUUCGCCUUCUUCCGUCCGGUCUCUCGUGCGCUGUUUCGUCUGCAUACGCUUCUGGAUGAGUGAACCCGCUGGCCUGCAGUGUAUACAACGUGUCUGAGCCGUCUUUUUCUUCAGACGGAGACCGCGUGGAAGGCUCCGUCCUCGGGUGAUGGCGACGGGCGAGAGUGUGCAUGGAAGAAGUCGGCGAGGGAUUGCGCGGAGCGUCUUUAUCAGCUGGAGCUGAGGCCUUUCUUCCCAAACCCAUGGCCACCAACGGGGCCAGGGCGCCCGAGGAGGAUGCUGGCGGAUCGAACUGCGUGUCUGAAAAAGCCGCUUCCUUUACCGCGGAAAACGUUUCUUUUCCGCAGUCGUUGUCCCGGCUGGACAGCUGCCGGUGCGUCACCAAUGCUGACGGCCACCACUUUCUCUUGUGUCAAGAAGAAGAAAACAUCGACAUUCUGCGACAGUCCUCCUCUUCGUUCUACCCCUCGAACCCGGAAGGCGUCUUCGUCCUCCACUCUCCACUCCCUCCGCGCCUCACAGAAACUGCAUGCACAUCGGCCUCUGACAAGUCCAGCGCUGGCCCCCGACGCGUGGUAGCUGUCUCCAUUCCGCUGGCGGUCAGCAAGUCUGAGCGCGAGGCCCGCGAGCUGCUCAAAACUCACCUGCCUGACUGGGAGGUCGCGUUGCAUGCGUUUCUCAAGAAGAACAGCAUCGAAGGCUCAGAAGUCCUCAACGAGAACCCCCGCGCCACAAUGUCGUCCGACCUCGACAGGCGCGCCGACGGCGCUGUGGACCCGGCUGCCACUGAAGCGCCUACACAUGCAAUUCCGUCUUCAGAUGCACCUGCGCCCUCCCCUCCAACGCCUCUGACAGACGAGACCCGCGCUGCGGGCAACGACGCAUGCAGCUCCGGGGCGCUUACUGGGGCCGCCGAACAGGCCACCAGUGGCUUUCCCUCACAGCCUCCGGCUUUGAUUCCCAAGGAGGAGCCUCGCGACGACGACCGCCCCGCCGCAGUCGCAGGCAACGGACCCCAGGCGGAGUCCGGCGCGGCGGCCACCGGCCCCGCCUCGCCCAUUGGCGGAGACUCGCCGGCCAGCGGCCCUCCUGCGGCCGCGCCUGCCGCGGCUCUUGCCGCGCCGGAGAAGACGCCGGGUGGGCGAGACGGCGCGCAAGUGUCUGCACACUCGAGCCUGGCCUCUCCAGGCUCCGCGGCGCCCAACGGCGCGCCAGCCAAGGCGCCGAGCCAGGCCUUCGCGGAGACAGGGCCGCAAGCGGCGGCGCAAGCGGCGGCGGGGGCACCCUCCCGCGCCCCGGCUCCGGCUGCGGCUCCGCAGAGACGCCCGACGCUCUUCAACCUCCUCGACGCACUCGCGCAUGACAGCGUGACGACGCCUGACCAGCGCAACUGCAUCCGGAGCGUCGUGACGGACUUCUUGAACCACAGCUUGCCGCAUGCAAAGGUCUACACGUUCAUUGGGGCGAUCGUCGGCCACGACGUCUUGCAUGCAAUGGUGCGAAAACUCGAGGAACAGCCGUCGCGGCUUGGCGCGCCCGACCAGGGCGGCUUGACCCGCAUUGAGAAGGCCUUCGGACUCACGAAAACCAGCGCCGCAGGCCCCGGGUCAGCUGGCCCCGCGGGAACUGGGCGUCUCGCGUCCAAGUGCGAAGAGGAAAGAAAGCACGGCGACGCCGAACAAGGAAACUACUUCCAGAGUGCACAGUCUCGAACGGGAGGCCGAGCUCACGCAGCCACCGGCCCCGGCGCUUCGGGCGCGGGAAAUGCGCAUGCAGAACGAGAUUCUUCGCUGGCGUCCGUCGCUCGGCAGGCAGCCUCUGCGGCGCCUUCGCAGAUCGACGGAGUGGCGCGCGUCGGUGGACAGCAGAGCCGCGAUGAGGUCGUGAAGGCGUUGCGGAGAAACUUGGAGGCGAGGCGCCAGGUGCACGGCUCCGUGGAUGUCUUCGACCGCGUCAAGUGGCUGCCGGUGCGGCGCGCGCUGACGCCUGUUCCCGUCUUUGGCCAUUCGCUGGUGACGUUCAGCAACACAGCUGUGCUGUUCGGCGGGAGCAAUACGGAAGGCGCCGUGAGUUUCCGUCAUGUCUUUGUGGUGAACACGAACGAUUUCUCAGUGCGAGGAUUUCCGAUGAGUGGAGAGCCUCCCUGCGAGCGCGACGGCCAUACCACCACGGGUCUCACCACAGCCGCGGGACCUGCCGUCAUUCUCUUCGGCGGCUGCAGUCAAGACGCCUUUCUCAACGACGUUUACACGCUCGAAGUCGAUCCGAAGAGAUGGGUGAGGCGCCACCCCGUAGGCAAGGCUCCCCAGCCUCGCGACCAACACGUAGCGGCGGUGUUCCCGGCGCGCACCGAGACGGGCAUCUGUCGAGAGAACAGCCAGGAAGUCCUUUCCGAGUUCCUCUUCAUCUUCGGAGGACGCAUUGGGUCUCCAGAGUCGUACCAAGCAACGAACGACAUGUGGACGCUGCACUUGGCGACCGACACCUGGGCGCAGGUGCUGCUCGAGGGUUCGCGCCUGCGGCCGCUGCCGCGCUUCGGCUGCUGCGGCGUUUGGUCGAACGACGUCUUUCUGACCCUUUUUGGAGGCGAGACGACGCACGCGCCAGGCUUCGGCCGCGAACCGACUGAGGAGAGCGACGAACGCAUGCAGCCGCGUCAUCUCCUCGAUGACAUGUGGCAUUUCAAAAUCCUCGACGUCGUCGGGGCAGGGCCUGAAGGCGCCCCCGCGCAUGUCCGCGGCGCGCAUGUCGUCGGCGAGUGGAUCCAAGAAAAAUUCGAAGACUCGGUGGCGCCGCGGUCUCACUACUCCGCGAUCUUCAUCACGCAGCGCUACCAAGAACCGCGAGCCGAGCCCCGGACUGUGGAGCGUUUGAUGCUGAUUACGAGCGGCUUGACGUACGAGGCGGACGCGCAGCGGUCUCCUGAAGGACUCUCUUCGAUUCCUCGCGCCGAGGCGAAGCGCGGAGAGGCGCGGCGCAAAGUUGUGGAGACAGACAGAAUCACGGUCUACUUUUUUACGCGAAAAAAAUGGUUCACUCUCAAACCCAGAUACCCGGCAGACUACGUUUACGACCUUUGCGGUGCCCGCCAGCGCCAUGUCGCCUGCUUCUUCGAGGCUCAGCCUCUGACUCAGCGCGCGCCGAGACCCCCGGUUCCAUGUCUGCUCAUCCACGGUGGAUUUCGAGGCAAACAGGUUUUGAAUGACGCCUGGGUGCUGUCUUUGACGGGAGAAGAUCCGUACCGCGGAGCGUUGUUUGCCAGUGUGAGCCGCCCUGCCUUCGCGUCUCCAGGUUUCGCGCCGUCGGGAGGCCUCUCCUCUUCGGCGCUGCAGCAGCAGCUGACGAUGGGGCGUUCGAUGCUUUCGCUGCGCAUGUACCCUUCGUACUAUAUUCGGGAAACACAUAGCCCAGGGAUGCUCUGGGCUCUCUGUGGACAGCAGAGGUGGGCAUUCGGCGCCAUUGCGCAGCUGGUGGAGAACUCGCUGUCGCCGGUGGUUGCGAGCAGAAACGUCUUUGUCUCCUGGGAAGAGUCCCCGGAAAAGGAACCGAUGCUCUGCAUUCAAGACGACGGCCAGGGCGUCGACUACCCCGCUAUGAAUGCUCUCCUCAGACUCUUCGGAACCUUCGAACCUGGAGACCGCAUGCGAAAGAGCUACGAGUACGGCGUCGGCUUUAAAAUCGCGUUCGGGCGUUUGUCUUCGAGCUGCGCCGUCAUGUCGCGCACACAAGGAACGAUCGGCGUCGGCAUGUUGUCCAUGGAAUUGAUGGGGCACUGUGACGCGCGAGAACUCGUUGCUCCUAUGUGCAUGUGGAGACUGCCGAACAAGGAACUGAUUAAUCGAGACCCAAACAACGCUGCGGACCACCGCCACCACCAGCGCCUUCUCAUGAGCUACACGCCGUUUACGACUCCGAAUUUGCUCGCCGAGCAGAUCAAUUUGUUGGGGACGGUUCCGGGGACGCGCUUGGUUUUCUGGGACUUGCGCGACGACCUCGACUUCCUCGUUUUCGAUCCGAAAGAAGAGACGCUGUUCCUGAACACAGCGCCCGCGUCUGGAGCGCAGAGAGCGCAGAGAGGCCUGCAUGCAGAGGGGGUGCGGCUUCCGGAAAAGCCGGACGAAGUGCCUGCGCCAAAGCCGCGGAAAGAAGACUUGACGCGUCCUCGCCUCCAACUCGAGGGCGGAGCUCCUGCAGGCGGCCCGGAACUCCUCGACCUCGACGAAGACGGCAAGCCUCUCCCUGGAAAGGAGACAGUGGAGAUGGAGACAGGCGUUUCCGGAGAGAACUCCGCGCAGAGAGACGGCACAUCCCCCGGCGCCGGUGCAGACUACCCGCGGGUGCAGCCCUCAGAGAAGGACGGGGAGGAAGGUGCAGAGAAGGUGGAGAAGAAGAGUGGGGAGAAGAUGGGGGAGGAGAAGACUGGUGAGGAAGGCGCAGAGCAGAUGGCGGAGAAGACGAACGAAGAGAAGAGCGGGGAGAAGAAGAGUGGACGCAUGCAGGGAGGCCUACCGCCUGUGUUCCCGCUGUGGACGUCAGCGAGACACUCUCUGGACUACUGCUUGCCGACGUAUCUCUUUUGGCUGCACCUCCAUUCCCCCGCGUUGCUUCACGUUCAGGGAAGGCCGCUGCUCCCGACUGCGGCGAGUUUCGCGAGGAAGAAGCCUGUCCAAGGCGAAGUCCGGGAGGAGAACGGAGAAACGCGAGUGGAGAAAGGCUGCGCUCUCGAGACGACCACCGCACAACAGAGCCUGGAGGAAGAGAAGGAGGCGAAACGCGACGAAGAAGAGAAGAAACGAGAAGGAAGAGACAAACACGAAGAACUCGCAGAAACUCCCGGACCUGGAAGAUCUCUCUACUUCUUCCUCAAAGAACGACUCUACUGCCAAGCGGAGCUGCAGUACCUCUUCACUCCCGCAGAUCACGCGACAGGCUGUUUCGCACUCUUCGGCUUUCUCAACGAUCCGUCUGCCCCUCUGCCCUCCGAGGAGACUGUCUCGUCUCGUGUGUGCGAAGCUGGCGUUCUCCUCUACUUUCGACAGAGACUCGUCAGGCGCCUUGACGCAGCCUUUCCGGACUUCCCGCGGGCCUUGAACGCUGCUCGCGACCCGCCGGAUGAUUCUCUUUUCGGAGGAAAAGAUGGGACUGCCUCAGCAGAAAUGUUCAAGUAUUGUCUCACCGCCGUCGUUCACGUUCCAGAGUGGAUGCUGCCGUCGAUGACAAAGCAGGACUUCCGACACGAGAACAAUUUGCCGUACAUGAAAUUCAAGAGCAGACUCUUGAAGCUGAUCGACGAGUACCUCCGUCGCUGCCGCAACCCUCAGGCCCUGCAAGCUUGGCUUGACGACAGAGCACGACGCCUUCGGGAGUACCACGAGGAGCUUCGCCGCUCGCGUCCAAAGAGAAGACUCGGAGAAGAAUUCACUGACGAAGAGAGGCCUCGACGCAGCCCAACUCCACCCGUGACGCACUCCAGUUCAGGAGCUCCGAUCUGGACGGGGGAGAGAGGUAGCGGGGCAGGCGCCUCUUUGCCGCCUGUCAAGCAGCGCGCAGUUUCGCGACCCACGGGAGGCCCAGGAGCUUGGCAGGAGACUCGCGAGGGCGACGAACGCAAAGAAGGCCUUGACGCGAAGGAAGACAGAACCGAGGAAGACCAAGGCACACUGGACGUCGAACGCAUGCAGCCUCAAGGCGAGCGCGAGGCUGGAAGCGAGGAGGCGUCGGGGACGGGAGGUUCGUCUGUGGCGGAUUCUGGGGAGAUGGUGGCGGAGACGGAGGAGCCUGUCACUGGCGGAGAGACUUCGGGAGCGGCUAGGACCAUGGAACCCAACGCAGUCGACGGCUCGAUGAGCGAGCAGCCGAUGGAGGAGGGUGUGAAGAGCGAGGGAGGCGCAGAGGUUGAUGGAGAAGCGAAGAUUGUGUGAUGGAAAGAAAAUGACACUGGGAGAGAUAUUUCAAGAACAUCCGAGAAACAGCUGGAGAGAGUCCGAUCUCAGAGCGAGAGACGCGCGAGACUCGAAGGAUCGACGCUGCAGGAACAUGGAAGGAAGGCUUGACGACGCCGCAAAGGUUCUUCAAGGUGCAGCGACAGAGACACCCGCGGAAUGAGGGUCUCGGGGGGAUGAAGAGAUUAUGGUCCGGUCGUCUUUUGAGAAACGUUCUAUUCUUGAGAGAUCGUUCACUUCCCCGUCUCUGCAUCUGUCGACUCGGGUGUAGUCUCUGACGUUGGAAAUCCGCCUUCUCUCGUGUUCGCUUUCCUUGCAAAUUCCUGCACAAAGAGAGUUUCGCAGGUUCCUAGACACAGAAAAGAAGCGAGGACCUGUGGAGGCGGUUCCCGCCUGUCUUGCACUUGCAAAUGCGCAGUGCAUGCAAGCCCCCCCUUUUCGAGAGAGGUGCUGUCUUUUUGUGUGAACUUGUUCUACAUCUAAACCGCUCUCUGUGCACAGCAGUUUUCGGACUUCUGCAUCCCAUUUCACAGAUCCAAAUAACGCA